CCGCUCCAUGCGCGUGCCUGCGCAUGGGGGUUAGGGGGGAAGGGGUUGGUGACACAAGCCCAACCCCCCCCCUCCCGCCCUCCGACUCUUAUUCGCAGCGUUUUGCUCCCUGCUGCCGCCCCUUACGCCUCUCCCCUCCCCUUGGCCCGGUGCCUGCCCCUCCUCCCGGCCAGUGUGUCCCGCUGGCCGCCCCGGAGCCCAGUGUAUGUGCGGCAACAACAUGUCCGCGCCGCUCCCCGCCAUCGUCCCGGCCGCCAGGAAAGCAACCGCCGCGGUCAUAUUUCUUCAUGGAUUGGGAGAUUCUGGACAUGGCUGGGCAGAAGCAUUUGCAGGUAUCAGAAGUCCACAUAUAAAAUAUAUUUGUCCACAUGCGCCAGUUAUGCCAGUUUCUCUGAAUAUGAAUAUGGCCAUGCCAUCUUGGUUUGAUAUUAUUGGACUCUCUCCAGACGCACAGGAAGAUGAAGCUGGGAUCAAGCAGGCAGCAGAGCAUGUUAAAGUACUGAUAGAUCAGGAAGUGAAGAAUGGAAUUCCUUCUAACAGAAUAAUUUUGGGAGGCUUUUCUCAGGGAGGUGCCUUGUCAUUGUAUACAGCUCUUACAACACAUCAGAAAUUAGCAGGAGUCAUAGCACUCAGUAGUUGGCUUCCACUACGGACCUCUUUUCAACAGGGUGCUAUCAGUGGUGUAAACAAAGAUAUUCCUAUUCUUCAGUGCCAUGGGGACUGUGACCCUUUGGUUCCUCUGAUGUUUGGUUCCCUCACUUUUGAGAAGCUAAAGAGUCUGAUAAAUCCAGUCACUGUAACCUUCAAGACUUAUUCGGGCAUGAUGCAUAGCUCAUGUAUUGAGGAGAUGAUGGAUGUAAAGCAGUUUGUUGACAAACACCUACCACCAGUUGAUUGACAAGAUUUGAGAUGCCUUCUGUAUAAAAACACCAGCAUCAACUUUGGUAGAAUGUGUUAAUAAUUUCACAUGUCCAAUUCAAAAGCAUUAUUUCUACACCUGCUGUGUUGCAAAUGUAUACCAAGAACAAGGACUAAGUAGUAUAUUUCACAAGAAAUGGUAAUCUUUCAAGUAAAUCAUAAAUUGGUGGGAUUAUAGGGAAUGAGACAGCUAGAUAGCAUGUCAGAAUGUAACUGAGAAUACAAUUGUAAGAUGUUUCUGAUUUUUUGAUUGCACCAUUUUUAAAGCAGUCAUAUGGCUAAUUAAACUCAUUUUGGUUAAAUGAGCUGUUUAAACAUGACUAGAUUGGUAUGCUUGGGAUAUGAUGUAUUCCUAAUACUCGUUGAAAGUAUAUUAAGAUAUCCUGAUAUAUAUCUUGUAUAUAAAAUAUGUAACAUGUAAAACACAAGAGGCAUGUGAUGGUGGAAUGAAUAUUAGUGAGGAUAAAGCUUCAAAUAUUAAUGAUUUAAACAUUGCUACUGCAUGUGAAGAGAACUGUUCUCUUACCUACAAAUGAAUACAUACCAGUGAUUCUAAUUAUAGCAUUUAUUCCAGUCUACUUUUUAACCUUAAAAAUAGUGUCAGGAAAGAAAAUACUUGCUAUCUCAUACAUCCUCUCCCCCCAAAAAUGGGUUGACAUCACAGAAACUAAGGGGACUCAGCUGUUUGUCACUAGACAUGUGUUUACCACUCAUCACAAUUUGGCAAUAGCCCAAAUUUAUUAGUGUUAAUUGAUCUCAGAUGCUGACUCAUGAAACUGAGGUUUAAAAAAAAUACAUAAAACAUUUCCAUUUUAAGAUUCUUGUUUUCAUGUUGCAUAUUUUUCCCACACUGGAACCCUCAUGGGUUUUGUCUUGUGUAGCUUACUAAAUUUUUUAGAAGUAUUGACAAUGUAUUUUUCAUUUGCAAUUCAAGUGUCUUGUUUUAUUUUUUUGCUUUGCUCCAGAAUAAUCAACUGGAAAAGCAAUGCAAAUGUUGCACACAAAUUAUGGGUAUUGUUGAACAGACUCAUCUACAACACUGGUAUUAACUACUUUUUAUUUCCUAAGUGCUGCAGUAUGAAUGUAAUAACUUAGUCAUUAUAGUGAGAAACUGCCAGCUGUUUUUUCUUUACUUUGAUUGCAUGUUCACCAUGGGACGUCGUCAUAUUUUCUUUUUAGACAAAAGCUAUGUAUGACUUUCCACACGUAGGUGUGCUCCAUUUUCAUCCAAUGCCCUAGAAUAUUCUAGGAAUAUGAAAAUGGGUCCUGUCAAACCUUUGAAACAGAAGAAAUUCUAUAUCUCAUGGAAGUUACAAUUUUGAGAAUUCAUGGUAUAAUAGAAACUGAUGAUACAAGUUCAGCAAUAGAUUAACUGUGUUGAAAUGGUGUCCUGCUAAUAGAAAACUAGAGAUGAAAGUGAUCUGUUUGGCAGAAAGAUUAAAUGGAUGAUCAAUAUAGGAUUCCUUCCUAGCUUACUUUAUAGUAUUUUGUUCAAUCAAGUUUUAAGUGUCUGAUGUUGCAGGAUACCUAGUACAUCUUAUUUUGGGAAAUUAUUUCCAGAUGGGAUGAAAUUAAAAGGAAAAUUCAGGCUAUUACCCCAGUAACUACAUACAUCUCAGUAUAUCAAACUAAAUAGGAUAUUUCUCCAUUUGAUGUUUGCAUACUUCAGCUAUUUGGAGACUCUCAUGCCCCCUUCUUAGCCAAUAUAUACAUAUUUUAACUUUAAUGCUUACUCAUAAGUCACUCCUCCUGCCCCUGACUAUUCUUCUCUAGACAGCCUCCAAUUCAUCUUUCUGGUAGUGUGGUGCCCAGAAGAGUACAAUAUUCCCGUUUUGAUCACCCCAAAAUUGUACUGAGAAGUAUUGUACUUCCUAGCUCAGAAACAUGAUCCCAAAACUGCAUUGGCUCCUUUUACAAUCAUUUCACUUUGCAAACUCAUAUUUAGCUUGCUUACCGCGGAAAUCCCUAGUUCUUCCAUUAUUACUGCUUCUUGGCUCUUUUUCUGUCGUGUGUGUUGAAUGAUUUCUUCUCAAUAUAAACUUGUCACUUCCAAAAUUAUCUGUGCACAUUUCUAAUCUCCAAAUCCUUUCCUGUUAUUUCCUGUACCACUUGCAGUGCCUUCAGUUUAGUAUCUGUUAACUUAAUUAACAAAGAUAUUAAAAUUAGACUAGUUUUAGCUCUGUUCCCUGUUAUAUCCCACAGUGUGUUCCCCAACUUUAUACAUUACAGUCCACUGUUAACUUUUUUUUACAAUGUUAGCCAGUUUGUUGUCCUCAAGUGUUCCUGCACAAGUCAGCUUGAAUUAAUUUUCCAUUAAAACACAUUGUCACUAUCAAAUGCUCUACUAAAAAUGAAUACUAAUACUGGAUCUACUGCAUUGUGUGCUAAGUUUGUCCAAAUAUCAAGUCAUAUCUUACUAGAUUUAUCUUUAUACAGUAAUGCUAUGCUGCUGCUUGUUACCCUUUAGAGCAGUGGUCACCAACCCAUAGAUCACAAUCAACUGGUCGAUCCUGGAGAAUCUCCCAGUCGAUCGUGAUCUCCGGCCACUAAAAGUCCAGUGGGGCUGCCGCUAAGGCAGGCUCCAUGCCGCUCCCAGAAGCAGCCAGCUUGCCCCCGCAGUUGAGGGGAGGGCAGGGGUCUCCGUGCGCUGCUCCUGCCUGUAAGCACUGCUCCCGUAGCUCCCAUUGUCCGGGAACAGGGAACUGCGGCCAAUGGGAGCUGCAAGGGCGGUGCCUGCAGAGAAGGGCAGUGCAUGGAGCCAUGUGCCUCCCCUUCCCCAGGGGCUGCAGGGGCAUGUUCCGGGAGCAGUAUGGGGCUGGGGCAUACAGGGAGCCUGCCUUAGCCCCACUGCGCCACCAACCAGGAGCCGCCUGAGGUAAGUGCCGCCUGUUAGGAGCCCACACCCCAGCCCUAAGCAACCUUCUGGAGUCAGCACCCCAUACCCAUCCUGCAUCCAAAGCUCCUGCCCCAGCCCUGAUCCCCCUCCCGGAGCCAGCACCCCAUAUUCCCUCCUGCACUCCUCACCCCUUCCUGUACCCCAACCCCCUGCCCCAGGCUCAGACCAAAGCCCCCUCCUACACUCUGAACCCCUCAGGCCCAGCCCAGAGCCACACCCCCUCCCCAACCCCCUGCCCCAACCUGGUGAAAGUAAGUGAGGGUGCAGGAGAGCAAGCAACGGAGGGAAGGGGGGAUGGAAUGAGAGGGACUUUGGGAAAGGGACGGGGUAGAUCCUGGGUUGCACUUAAAUUCAAAAAGUGAUCUUGUGCAUAAAAAGAUUGGCGACCACUGCUUUAGGGGCUAGAUUCACCAAGACUGGUGCAAAAAAAAUGUGAACUACUAUACCUUGCAUCAGUCUGGCCCACUGUGUUCCAGGAAGAGAACCUUCCUUCAGGUUUUUCCACCAAGGAGGACUGCUAAGUUGCAAUGGGGAUCAAUAGAAGCUUGAUGCUUGAAAUUACUUCAAGGAUACCUUUGAAUCAACACAUCUCCCCAGUUUGUACAACAUGCUUCUUGGGCUGUGCCGGACCUUUGUACCCUCUCAGAUUGAAGGGAUUGUGUGGAUGCUUUUGCAGCCAGAGCCUCUUCACUGGCAGACAUGGCUACUGAGAAUUCCUGCCAGGAUUAGCAUAUGUGCUAGGUUGAAUAUGAGCCCAGACAAGUGAUUUUUUUCAAUAUUUGUUCCAUUAUUUUACUAGGGGAUAGACGUUAGACCUAUGGGAUAGUAAAUAUCAAGAUUGCACAUUUGAAAUCUGUACUGCACGUUCCUAGAAUUCAUUUUGUUUACUUAGAUUUUAUUUUUCUCACCCAGACAGAGGAAAGACAUCUACAAACACUGUUAAGCUACUGAAAACAAAAUUUGUUUUUUCUUGUCUGCAUUAUACCCCCAAGAAAUAGAGACCUACAUUUUUGCUGUGACUUUAGUUAUGUAGUUUCCAGACACAAAUUAAUUUCAAACACAUGCCUAAUUUUUUUGUCCAAACCAAAAAAUUUGAUUUGUUCAGUUGGAAGCCUUGGACCUGCUAUUUGAAUACAUUCAGUUUGUUCAUAAACACAAAUUGGGUUGUGGCACCUUAAAUACUAACAAAUUUAUUUGAGCAUAAGCUUUCGUGGACUACAGAGAACAUGAAAAGGUGGAAGUAGCAGGAGAAAAAAAACUUUUGAAGUGGUGGUGGUUUUUUUUCUCCUGCUGAUGAUAGCUCAUCUCAAUUGAUUGGCCUCUUACAGUUGGUAUGGCUACUUCCACCUUUUCAUGUUCUCUGUAUGUAUAAAUAUUGUCUUGCUGUAUGUUCCAUUCUAUGCAUCCGAAGAAGUGGGCUGUAGCCCACGAAAGCUUAUGCUCAAAUAAAUUUGUUAGUCUCUAAGGUGCCACAAGUACUCCUGUUCUUUUUGCGGAUACAGACUAACACGGCUGCUACUCUAAAACAAAUUGGGUUGUGCAUUUUUGGCCAAAUCCUACAUCCGUUACUGAGGCAAAAUUAUUGGUGUCACUGGGAACAUUGCCAUAGUGAGGGCUGGAAGAUUUGGUCUUUACCUCCCACCUUGUAAGUAUUUUUAUAUAAUUUACAACACAGUGGGUUGCUGAAAAAUACUAUAUACUGUAACUACUAUAUUAGAGUUGUUAAAUGUGUUCUCUCUAUGAAGUGUAUUGCACUUCAUUAAACUGUUAAAAUGCAUCUUUAUAUAUAGGCGCUACUUGAUGCAUAAUGGAUAUAAUUUUAAGAAUGUACUGUAUAGGAUGUUGAUAAUGAAGCCAUAUGUGUAAGGCCUGGGUAUCUUAAAUUUUAUAAACAAUCAUUUUAACGCUUCGCUUUCCUUUAUGUUGAAGAAUAUGAGCGGAUGUUAUUUAAUAUAAAAAAUCAAGAUGUCAUUUA
Molecule: messenger RNA, 5789 nt
Organism: Malaclemys terrapin pileata
Lineage: Eukaryota; Metazoa; Chordata; Testudines; Emydidae
Gene: LYPLA1
Product: lysophospholipase 1
Exons: 9
Coding region: 206-898 (230 amino acids)
Biological process (GO): protein depalmitoylation
Cellular component (GO): cytoplasm
Molecular function (GO): carboxylic ester hydrolase activity; palmitoyl-(protein) hydrolase activity
Source: RefSeq, a predicted model, not a curated record